UGUGCUAGUGUGACUGAAUCCAUUGUCAGCAGUGGUCAAGAUGUUACAAGCAGUUUUGACAAUACUGAAGUUGUAAAUUACAGUGAAGAUGGAGAUCAGAUUUCUGAUAGUGGGCCAUUGAAAAGACGGAAAAGAAGUACUAUGAAUGUGCCAGAGCCUGUUUCAUCAUUCUGUUCAUCAAAAUUGUUAGAAAAGUUAAUUGUUUUUGAAAGAGAGAAAAUAGAAUUAGCAAAUCAACUUGAAACUUUGGAGUCAAAAUUUCAGGAGAAGGAACUUCAGGAACUCCUAUAUAUUGAAGAAAGCAGUGUGGCCAAGUUGCACUGUAAGGAGCUUGAGGAUAAAUUAUUGCAAUUAGAGAAGGUUAGAAUAGAGAGGGAUACUAUUCUUGAAGAAAAAAGUUACCUUGAAUCAAAGGUUGUUGACCUGGAACAUGAAAAUACAACAUUUCGUAAUUUGCAGACAACACUAAAUACUGAACUAGCAAAGGAAAAAAUUGCAACUGAAGACAGAUUGCAGCUUGUAAAACAAAGGCUUGAAAACGUUAUUGAUGAGAAAAAUUGUACUGCAAUAGAAAAUUUAUUUCUUGAUCUUGGAAAUAAAGCAAAAGAGGUUGUAUUUUUGAAGGAGAAAAUGAGGUCACAAGAACAAACUUUACAGUUGUUAAAUGAGAAAAUACUAAUUUUAGAGAAGUCUAAAGGAGAAUAUGCAAAGAAAAUUAAUUUGUACCAUGAAGAAUUGGCUAGGGUCCGUUCUGAACUUGAAGAAUCAUGGAAACAGCAUAAUGCUACCAAAGAAGAACUAGGAGCUUGUAGGAAGCAACUUGCUGUGCUAUGCAUGCAGAAGGAGCAGUGUGAGUCUAGCAGGAGCCGACUGUUGCAGAUGAAGACGGGUCACACUGAAAUCACUCCUGUCUGUACAUCAUCACAGGAGGAAUUGCACAGUAUGUUAAAAGAACUUGAAAUUGAAGUUGAAACUCUGAAAAGUUCCCUGGAGGAUGAGAAAAAUCAUAAUGAGAAACUUACUUUGGAACUGGAAAUGGUUCAGAAGAGUGAUAGUGCAGCAGUUCAUUCGGGAGUGACAGAUGUUAACAGCAAUGCCAGUAGUGACAGUGGCAUGCUUGAAUUACAACAUAAGCUGGAACUCAUUCUCCGGAGCAACACAGAGUUGGUUGCUGAGAAAGAGUCUCUUCUUGACAAACUUAAGAAUCAACAACAGUAUGUUGGAAUGUUGCAGCGGGCUGGAGGAUAUGAGCAGGUAGAAAGUUGGAUGUCAAAUCUGGACAAGCAGCAGAGUGACUUGAUGGCUGAAUUGCGAGCAUAUCGAGAACAGCACACAAGCCUGGCAGAACUUGUGGGUUCCACAGGAGUUUUACAGGAAACAUUAUACAGGCAGAAACAUGAAUUAUUGCAAAAGUUUGAGGAGAUGAAUGUGAUCAAGAUAAUGUUGGAAAAUGAGAGAGAAGAACUGAAGAGUGCACAGCUCAAGAUACAGAUGAUGGAACAUCAAAUGCUAGAAAAAGAUAACAUUUUCCAGGAGCUAACACGCCAGAAACGCUUGUUGGAGCAGGAUCUUCAUGAGAUUGAGGACCGACUACGUGACCAAGAAGACCGACUACAGACACAGAAGUUGGCAUUGGAGGCUGAGAUACGUGACCGUGAUUUGCGUAUCCGGCACUGGCAACUGGAACUCAGGGCCAAGCAAGUUGAAGUAAGCUCUGCAAGGACUCUGGAAGGCUUUGAUCAGCAGUCAGACCAAUCCACAGUUGAGAGUGAUAACACUGGUGAACAGGAGAGGUUAGAGUUGAUGCGUUCCCAACUGGAAGAGGUGCACAAGCAAGCUGUAGCUCGCCUUAAACUUUAUUUGGAGGAGCAGUUUACUAUACGUGAGACAGAACUGCAGAAGAAUUUCAUGUCAGAAGUGCAUACACUUAAGCAGCAGCACACAGAACAGCUUAUGAGUAUACAGCAGCAGCUGGAUGCAAAGGCAAAAGAGGUGGAGGCACUCCUGAACUCUGAACUGCACAGUCAGCUUGGCAUCAGUCAAAAUCUAGUCACAAGACUGGAGGCAGAAGGAAUGGCUGCAAUAAAGGAAAAGCAAAGAAAUGAACUGGAUAAUAUGAAGAACAACUUUGAUGAGCAUCAUACUGAAAUAUACAGUGUGUUGAAACAGAAGUUUGAUAAGUUUGCUGAACAACAGAUUGCCAUAGCCUUGAAAGUUAUCCAGCAUGAACAUGAGUCAGUCCACCAACAGAGAGUUUCCAACCUCAUCAUGAAACAUACAGAAGAACUGAAAGUUUUGCAAGCAAAAUUGGAAAGUCAGAGGCAGGAGGAACUCCUGCUGCUUCGCCAGGAUUUAAAUAAAAAGCACAAUGAUGAACUGAAUGAGGUAACAAAAGGGUUAAAAUUAGAAAUUUCAUUGCUCAAACGACCACAUGAUGGCAAGUCGAGUCGAAGCAGUGUGCACCAGUUGAAACAAGAAAUGUGCAUGGAAUACACAUCAACUCUUAAGGGAUGGGUUCAAACCUGGUACAGUGAUUGUCAGGAACAACUGGAGGCUCUGAACAGGCAAAUUUAUGAGGUGUGGCAGCAAGAGGAGUCACAAUGUCAGCAGUCAGAUGCUGAUGGUCCAGGAAAAAUAUCUGUAACUCAUAUUGACAUUAGGAGGCUCCUUGAGGGCAAAGAACAACUACUUGCACAGGCAGAAGUUUUACACACAGAAGUGGCAAAGCGUCACAUGGGAGCAUUGCAUAGUCUGCAAACUCAGUUAGAUGCUGAACAUUCCAAGCUUGUAGAGAAAGUUGAACACAUGAAAAGAACUGUCCAAGAAGGAACAACAAUAGCAAGUCUACAAGAUCAGAUAAGCAAAUUGACUGCAGAGAAGGAAGAGCUCCAAGACAAACACAAACUGGCUGUGGACUUGCUAUCCCAUGAGCACAGUGUCGAAGUGGCAAAGUUGCGUGAUCUCAUAGCAAAUGUGAAAUGUGGCAGCAUUUCUGGCCUCACAGAAUUGCGUCAGGAAAUGGAGGCUAAACAUGCCAAGGAAAUGGAAGAACUACGUCAGUACUUUGAACAGAAAUGUGCCGAUGUUGAGAAACAUUAUUCGGAGGAAGUGUUUAGUCAGCAUAGCCGGAAACUUUCUGGGAGUAGCUCAGGCUUGGAAAAUGAAGAACUUGUGUCUGACAUGUACUAUACUGGGGGAGAUCACGGUCAGCGUCUGACAGCUCUCACACACAUCUGUGACUCUUACAGUGUGGAGCCAAGUUUCAAGGAUUUGGAAGAACAUUAUCGAAUAGACUUUGAAAAACGUCUUGUUGAAUAUCGAGAUCAGUUGGAGUCAGUCAAGCUGGAAAUGGAAGUUAAGUACCAGAAUGAGAUGGAAGUGUUGAGGGAGGAGUAUGAGUCAAAGGUAGAAGACCUAGUAAGGGAUUUAUCUAAUACUCAUAAAACAGAAAUCCAGAAUAUAGAAUUAAAACAUGCAAAAGAGAUCCAGAAUCUGAAAGAAAAGUUACAGUUGGAGUCUGCCAAGGAGUUGAGUAAUGUCCAUCUAGAAUGCACAAAUGAAAUACAAAAAGUUCAGAAAGAAAUGGCAGAUGAGCACAGAAAGGAACUGGGAAGAAUGAAGGACAUGUUUGAAAAAGAGUUAAAAAGGCAGAUAGAAAGUCUCACAUACAACAUGAAACAAGAGGAAGAAGACCAUGUUGCAGCCAUGCAGUCUGAACUUUUGAAUAAACAUGUUAAACAUAUUCAGAAACUUGAGGAUUCAAUUGCUGAUCAUGUUGAUAAAAUCGGAAGAACAAAUACUGAUGUGAUUCUUCAAAAGGUUAAUGUGGUACAGAAAGUUCAAAUGGAUGUAAAACAACAAUGUGAGGAAGAGUACAAGAAUAAGUUAACUGAAUUGAGAAGUCAUAUGCAAGAGAAGUAUGCCAAAGAACUGGAGGCAACUAUUGAAGCUGAAAGAAAAUUAAUGACAGAACAAUUUGAUGAACUUACAGCUAUAUUGAAGAAAAGUGCAGAAGAAGAACAGGAUAAAUUUAUGACAAAUCAGAAGGAAAUGAUGUCAGAUUUUGUAAGGCAACAUCAACAGGAUGUUCAAGCAUUGAAAAUACAACAUGAAGCAUCUAUUCAAGCAGUUCAGGAAGAAUGUCAAAGAUUAUGGGAAGUUCAAAUUCAGCAGCUGAAAGAUAAACAUAAACAAGAGAUUGGAGCUUUACAAGAGGAAAUUGCAAGGUUCAUACAAGAGAAGAAUACAUGUCGUGUUCAAGUGAUGAAUGUAGCAACAUCAGCAGUGUCUGCAGAUGAAACUUAUGGCACUGCAGACUUAGACUCCGCAGCUGCCAGAGAAAUGACAACACUGCACACUAUUCAGCACUUACAAUAUAAAAUCAAAGAUAAGGAUGCUAAGUUUGCUAGCGCCAUUGCAGAAAUGAAGGAAAUGCAUGAAAGUGAAUUGGACCAGGUGAGAGCCCUCUGUGAGAGACGACUGCAUGAUGAAGUUGAACAAGCAAAGCAUGACAUUUCUAGAUCUCUGGAAGAGCAAAUACAGGCCCUUCUGUCAAAUGACUGUAAGGAUACUCCUCGCCCAAAAGAAUUAAUUGAGCUUGAGGAGAAAUUUGCAAUUCAUUAUAAACAAGAGAUUGUUAUCCUGAAAGAACAGCAUGCUAAAGAAGUGGCACAAUUAAAGGCUGAUUAUGAAACAGAGUUGCAGUCUCUGACAAAGAAGUUCAGUGAGGACAUUGCAGUGCUGGAGGGACAGAUGGCUGCUGAAACAACAAAGCAUGAGGUACAGGAGAUGGCACUACUAACACAGAAGGUUGAAUUCGACUUUACUAACAAAACCACUUUCAUAGACAGUAUGGUACAGGAAUUGCAGUCGUUGAAGUUUCAGAUCAUUCAGUUGGAGAAGUGUAAGAUUGCAAUGCAAAUUAAGCUGGAAGGUAGCUCAGAUCAGGGAACUGAGAAUGUUAUCUCGAUCCUCCAUGCAGAUCUGGAGCAGUUGAUCAAGGAAAGAGAUAAUCUAAAGAAAAUGACUGUCACUUUGAGGUGCUUGUUGGGGGAACUGGUUGCAUAUUUUACUGUUUGUGAAGAUGAGCUGAAUAGUACUCUUAUUGGAGAAUUGCUGAGGGUUGAGCCAGAAGAAUUUAAAAAUAGCAUGGAAUUGAGAAAGAACAUAUCUGAAGUGAAUGGUCAUGCAUUUUCAUCUGUUACUGAAAGUAUGUACAAUGAAUGUGGUAAUAACACAGAAGCAAAACGUAGCAGUAAUAGCGUUAAGAAUUUAGAGACCUUCUCAUUAGAAUCCACUGUAACAAGCCCACAAGAGAAUGACAUAUCAGUGGUACAAGAUCAAGUCACUUGUGAUGAGGUCUCAAUAGCAUCACACCAUCUUGAUCAGUCUCUUGUACCUAUCAGACAAAGUAGCAGUUCAGCCCAUGUAACUCAUAGGGUUCAUUUUGCUCCUGAUGCUUCAAGUAUCAACAGCCUUAUUGAUGAAGACAACUUGUUAGAUUGCAUAGAGGGAAACAAAGAUCUGUCCAUGAAUUUCCGAUCAGAACUUGACAGCUGCUUGAAAAGAUUGAAAGCUGAAGCAAUUGCUGUCCUUGGGCUCUCAGGCACUUUGCCUAAAACUGUUCAAAUUACACGAGAUGCAGUAAUGUUGUUGGAGGAGAAGGUGAACAUUCUGACCAACCAACUGGCUAUGGAGGUAAAAGAAAAGGAUGAGCUUAUGAUGCAGCUGGAAAAUUCUCAGAGAAAGGAAAGAGAGCGUGCUGUCCUACAGGAUCAUCUGAAAAGCCUGGAAACUAUGCAGGAAGUCCUGGAGUCAGAUUUGAAAGCAGCAAGGACGCGGGUCACAGAAUUGGAAUCUGAACUUGGAAAGAUGGAGGAUGUUACAGAAGGAUUUGGUGAAAGCAUUCAACCUAGUCUUACACGAAGGCUUCACAACAUGGCUGAGUUGCAAGAUAAAGCUCGAUCUGUCCUAAGUAAGAGGACAGCUGGUGAUCACAAGUCCCCACAUCUCCAGCUGAUCGAAGAAUUGUGCCAGGAAGGUGACCGUCUGUCAGAAGAAGCUCGUAAGAAACAUGAUGAUUUAAAGCAACAGGUUGAGGCUGCAGAUAAGCAGCUGCGAGCCACACGCCUCUUCCUGGAGGAGCAGGCAGCUGAACGAGAACAGGAGAGAGAUGACUUCUUGCGGGAAAUUGCCAAGCUGCAGGAGCAGAUUCAUGAACGAGAUCAUGACCAUAAUGAACGUGAGCGCCUGACUAAAGAGGAUGCACUAGAGGGCAGUGAGCAACUCGUCAGAAUUCAGACAGUGGAGUCACUAGAAUUGCAAGUAAAAGAGGCAGCAGCUCUUCAGAAAGACUUUGAUAUCAAGAGAGAAGAAUUAGAAACAGAAUUGAAAGCUGCUGUUGACAAGAUCUGGGUGUUGCGAGAUAUAAUUGGUGAACUGGAGAGUCAGGUUGAGACAAAGACGCAACAUGAGGCUGCUGUAGAACAGCAGUUGUGUGAGCUGCAUGCUAUACUGGAACAGCAGAGUAGGACUCAUCAGGAACUGGCAGAGGAAUUGAACUCAUUGCGAUUGGAUUCUGGCAAGUCAGAAUUGACAGAGCACAUCAGCCAUCUUGAAGAACAAUUGCAGAAACAUCGGUUGCAUGUCGAGCAGUUUCAUUCAAACUCUACAGCCUUGCGGCAGAUGAAGGCACAGCUGAGGGACUUGGAGGCAGCAGUAGAUAAGAAGACCAAGGACCUUGAAUCAUAUCAUGCCACUGUGUCCAGUGCCAGCUGCAGUUCUCCUUCUGAAGAUGUUUCAAUAAGGGAACAACUGGAUGCCUUUCGAUGUGAUACUCCUGAAGAAGCACGCAACACUCAAUCUCCUGUUUGUUUGCCACUGGAUGAAUUACAUCGACUGCAAGACAAGCUUCAGCGGCACUCUAGAGCAGAGGAAGUGGCUCUCAAGCGAAUACGAGACCUAGAGAUGCAGCUUAAGGGAGUCAAGAAGAAUGAAGAAGAUGUGGUUGCAGAAAGAGAUGCCCUACAGGAAUACAUGGAAAAACAGCUUCUCAAGAUUUCAGCUCUACAGUCACGAUUGGAUGAACAGCGUCAAAAGACAGACAGCCAGAAGAAAGAAGCAAACUCAGAACUGCAGACAAAAGUCUGUGAUCAGGAGAAGGAAUUUAGCAGACUCCGUGAGACAAUAGAGACCAGGGACCAGGAGGUAAAGGAGUUGAAAACAACUCUUCAGGAAACCAGAAGAAUUAUGAUGGCACAAGAAAAGGAAUGGCAUACAAAGGCAAAUGAAGAAUUAGAAACAAUUGAGAAGCUCACAGAGACCUGCAAGAAGCUGAAGGCAGAGAAACGUGUGUUAGAGAGGAGCAGUCAGAUGGAGCGUAUGUUUGGUCCACGAGAUGAGAUGAGGUUCCACAAAUCAAACAUUACUGAAGGAUUUCUGAGUCUCGAUAGAGAUGAUGUGCUUUAUACUAGCCCACGUGAAGUUUUUUCAGGAUCAGAAGUAGAUCAUGAUAACAGCUACUUGAAAACAAUAUUGAACAAGAAGGACUCUGAAAUAAUGUCACUGAAGAACCAAUUGGCCGGUAAGCUGGAGUUGGAGCAGAAGCUGGAGUUAGAGCAGGAGCAAGGUACCAAAUUGGAGUUGGAGUUACAAAGAGUUCAGCAGAAAACAGAAGAGCUUGAAUCUUCAGUGGAGAAGGAGAAGCAAUUGGCACAGCAGAAGAUAGAAAUAGAGAAGGGAAUAAUCCAACAACUAAAGAGAGAGUUGCUUACUGUAGAGGGACAACAGGACAGUCUCAGCGCACAGCUGAUUCAUGUGCAGGAGCAGCUGAGUCUCAGGAAUGUUGAGAUGGAGGCCAUGGAGAGGAGGGUUUGUGUGCUGCAGGAAGCAGAAGUUCAGAGACAGAAAGAGAGACUGUUGGAUCAGGAGGAAAUAGAUAAAAACAGGCGGGAACUUCAGAAAGCCCAGUCUUUACAGGUUAAGUUGGUAUUAGAGAAAGAGCGAUGUGGAAAACUCGAGUUGGAGUUGCGAAGGGUACAACAGAAAGCAGAGGAGCUGGAAUCUUCAGUGGAGAAGGAGAAGCAACUGGGACAGCAGAAGAUAGAAAUAGAGAAAGGAAUAAUCCAACAGCUAAAGAGAGAGUUGCUAACUGUAGAAGGACAGCGGGACAGUCUCAGCGCACAGCUGGUUCAUGUGCAGGAGCAAGUGAGUCUUAGGAAUGUUGAAAUGGAAGCCAUGGCGAGGAAGGUUCGUGUGCUGAAGGAAACAGAUGUUCGAAGACAGAGAAAAAAACAGUUGGAUCAGGAGGAAAUUGAUAAAAAUAGGCGGGAACUUCAGAAAGCCCAGUUAUUACAGUUUGACCUGGAGCAAAAGAUAGUGAGCUUGGAGCAGGAAGUGUCCAAGCUUACACAGCAACUUCUGGAAAGCAACGAGCAGGUGGUAGGUGCAGGAUUGGAUCGGGAAACAACUGAACUGAGGCAGGAAGUGCAGAAACUAAAGCAGGAUCUAGAAAACAGCAGAGUUAGGGAACAGAGGAUAUCCAGGGAGUUAUCUUCUUCACCUGAUGUUCCAUCUCCUGUUCUGGAGAAGCUAAAGAAUGUGAAUGUGAUGCUGGAGCAACAUGUGACCGAAAAUGCAGAAGUAGCCCUUACACUCUCUCGGCUAACAGGGGAGCGCCAACGCCUUCAGGCCCGAAUUAAGGAACUGGAAGAGCAGCUCAAGACUGCACGUAGGUCACAGGUACCCGCUGAAAUGGAUUCAGUACACAUGGAAUUUGCUGCAGAGAGAACUUUAUGGGCACAGGAGAAAGCUGCACUCAAAUUGGCAUUGGCUCAAGCUGAAGCUGAUGCCAUUCAUGGUUCUAGAAUAGGUGAAGGUGCUGACAUCACUGAUAGAGUGAAACACUUGUUUGGAAAGUAUCUACGGUCAGAGAGCUAUCGUAAGGCUCUAGUGUGGCAGAAGAGGUAUCUUCUAGUUGUUCUUGGUGGGUAUCAAGAGUCAGAAGCAAUCACUGUAAGUCGCCUGGCUCACCUGUCUGGUGUACAAGAAGCCAUGCUUCACCAGCAGCAUUCUGUGUCUCAGAAAAAACCAAGGACAAGGUUUAAGACGGCAGCAAUAGUCAUGAUUGCGCUGUCCCGUAUGCGUUAUUUGGUGCAGCGGUGGCGACUCGGACGUCGGGUAGGAAGCAGUGCUGUGCUGAGUAGAGGUUGUAGUGAGAGUACACUGUCCAGUGCGCAGUCCUCGUAUCAUGGUCCAAGAAGACAUGGGUCAUCAACAUCUGUGAGCAGUUUAGGAAUUUGCAGAGCCCCAGCACAAGAGUACGAUGUUCUCAUGUCUCCACCCAGUAGAGACCGACCCAUGUUGCAGAGGUGGGAGACUGAUUUUGUACAGCACCAUGUGAGGUGAAUGUGUGGAAAUGUUUGAUUAUUACCUCUUCUCUUAUUAUUUUCUUCCUUUUUGUUAUACUCUGACUGGCCAUAUAUAGAUCGGGCAACUGGUGGUAAUAAUAAAGGGCCAAUACAUCUGUACCUCAACUGAAUAGUAGUAACAUGCAGUAGACAGCUGGAUGUACCUAUACCUUUAUUGUAAAUAAUAAUUGAGACAAACUGUUUGUAUUUUAAACUUCUAAUUUAAUUGAGAGGGCUUACCUGUUUCUAUUGAUAAUUAGAUCUCAUCUAAGAGUCUAAUUUGGAGUUACCACUGUUUACUUUUAAGGUUGACAUAAAUACCAUUUUCUCUGCACAAAAUUUGUGUGUUAACACAGCAGCAGCACUUACUGGCUUUUUUGUUUCAUUUGUCAGGGACAAGUAGGUCAGUGUGCUUGUUGAGCCCUUGUAAUAGCAUGUAAUGUUUGAGACAUAAGGAACUCAUGUCUCUGGAUUUGCAGGACAUGAAUUGAAGAGGAUUUUAUGGUAGGAGUGGUUUCGAUCAGUAAGUUGACAGGAGAAAGAUUGGGGUUUUAAAAUGUUAUAAUUGAAGCUCAAAGAGACUUUAAUGGUUCUUGCAUUUAUCUUGAAUUAGAAGGGCAACAGGUUUAUUUGGUAUUUUGGUCUGCAAUCUCUGAAGUUCAGGAUAAAAAAUGUAAUUUAUGUUGGGCAUAUACUAUGAUGUUGAAAACUAAAUUGAACAGACUCAAGACUGGGUCAGUGGUGGGCUUUUAUGUUCACAGCGUUUCAGCUUUGGGUCUUAGUACCAACUGAUACUCUUAAAAUACUUAAUGCAAACUACUCCAUUUAAAGUUGAUUGCCUAUUUUUGGCUGAGGGUUGGAAGUGUCACA
Messenger RNA from Zootermopsis nevadensis, 10277 nucleotides. Lineage: Eukaryota; Metazoa; Arthropoda; Insecta; Blattodea; Termopsidae. The record is from RefSeq and is a predicted model, not a curated record.